Messenger RNA from Linum tenue, 2724 nucleotides. The record is from the annotation of a GenBank genome assembly. NCBI's taxonomy places the organism in Eukaryota, Viridiplantae, Streptophyta, Magnoliopsida, Malpighiales, Linaceae.
AUGACUAUAUCUAGUGAUGACCAUGGGAAUAAUGUAGGUGAUAGGUGCUGGAGAGCUCAAGAGAAUAGAGAUGCGGAAUAUGAGAUCACUCAUAGAGUAUACUUGGAUAUUGAUAUUGAGGAGCAACGUUUAGGUAGAAUCGUUAUUGGAUUAUAUGGUCAGGUUGUACCGAAAACUGUAGAAAACUUCAGGGCAUUGUGUACAGGUGAAAAGGGCACGGGGACAAGUGGGAAGCCUCUCCACUACAAAGGAACACCAUUCCAUCGAAUCGUCUCAGGGUUUGUGAUCCAAGGUGGUGACAUAGUCCAUGGAGAUGGGAAGGGGAGCGAAUCCAUCUAUGGUGGUACAUUUCCAGAUGAGAAUUUCAAAGUAAAACACUCCCAUGCAGGCGUUGUGUCAAUGGUAAAUACAGGACCAGAUUCAAAUGGGUCGCAGUUUUUCAUCACCACCAUAAAAUCCAGCUGGUUGGAUGGAGAGCAUGUUGUGUUUGGAAAAGUAGUUCAAGGGAUGGACUAUGUAUAUGCAAUUGAAGGUGGAGCUGGAACUUACAGUGGGAAACCCAGAAAGAAAGUUGUCAUUGCAGACUCUGUUGUGAUGGGAAGUGAUACUGAUGACCAAGAGAAAAGAAUCGCGGCCCUUUACUACCCGCCUGCCACUUCAUCAUCAUCUUCCCCAACUCAGCCGCUGCUCUUCAAGCCGCCGCUACACGAGCCCACCUCCUACCCUAAUCCAGAAUCUGACCCGACCCAGUUCCUCCAGAUCUCUUACAACUCCGGUCACCGGCCGUUCAAGGACCUGCCCUUUCUCGUCCUCUUUCUCCUGGUUCUUCUCUGCACUAUCGGAUUCGGCAUCUUCUCAAUCGUCCACGGAAACCCCAAUUACGGCAACCUUUCAUCCUUUACUUUCGACUCCCGAUCGGCAUCCUGCGUUCCCGCCAGCCCCAAUUCAGCUUCCACAGUCGACAGUUUCUACUAUUUCCUCGUCAAUUCGUUGCGCUCCAGUGGGUUCACCAGCGGGCUGAUAUGGGCAAUCGUUAUCACAGUGAUUCUCAGUGGACCCAUCUGCUUUCUACUGCUUUUCUCUCUCAGGCAUUACACCAAAUACCUUGUGUACGCUUCUCUCCCCUUCUUCAUCGUCAUGCCGGUUUUCUUUAACAUCUACUGGUUCGUUGCAUGCACGGUUAGCUCGUCCUGCAGCGAUGACCUACCACUUGGUUAUAGAAUUUUCGUCAUGUCUCUCAUAUUUGUGGUGAUUGGGGUCCUGGUUUGGGUUCUAGUUGUGAAUUGGUAUCGGGUUGAGCUGACUAUAAGCAUAAUUGGGGUUGCCGCCGAUGCCCUGUACAAGAAUUUGGGUUUGUUUGUGGCUCUGCCAAUGUUGUCGUUUGGUUUGGUGGUGUACUAUGCUCCCAUUGUGGUGUUCUUAGUGUUUGCGAGGUUUAAUGGCAAGAUUGUGCCCAAGGAAUCUAAUGGGGAGUAUCAUUGUGGUUGGAAGGAAGAUAGUUGGGUGCCUGCUUACUAUACGCUGGGGGUUGUGACAUUGUUGUGGUCUUCUGCAAUAAUGAUGGAAGCUCAAGUUUAUGUGAUCAGUGGGACUAUUGCUCAGUGGUACUUCUCAAAGAACGAUUCCCCUCCAAAACGUGGCAUAAGAACUUCAUUGAGGAAUGCGUUUGGCCCAUCUUCAGGCAGCAUAUGUUUCUCUGGUUUAAUUAUGUUUAUCGUUCGCAUGGUGAGAGGUGCCGUUGAUAGUGCUAAACGAGAAGAUAGUCCGGGGGUUGUAAAUCUCGUUCUCCGAACUUGUGUCAAUCUAUUUCUCUCUUCAAUCGAAUUUCUGAACAAGUUCACCAUCAAUUUCGUGGCAAUAACUGGUGAAGCCUACUGCACUUCUGCGAGAAUGACUUACGAACUCCUGAAACGUAACCUUCUCUCAGCUGUCCUGGUGGAGGUUAUCUCCACUCGUAUAUUGGCUGGCAUCACGUUCGUACUCUCAGCUGUGUAUGCAAUUGUGGUGUGUGCAAUACUGAAGGGUGCUAUGAGUCUCGGGACUGAUGCAUACUAUGUCGCGAUCCUUGCCUGGUUGGUGCUGAUUGUGGUGUUGGGCUUCUUUGUACAUGUGUUAGACAACGUGAUCAACACGAUUUACAUAUGUUAUGCGAUAGAUAGGGACAGAGGUGAAGUGUAUAAGUCGGAUGUUCACGAGGUUUAUGUGCAUUUGCCCAUCAGUAGAAACCAGAGGCCGAGCUUGGCUACUGAUGCAGUUGUAUGAGCAUAAUGAACUAAUGCAUUAUCUGCAGAGGGUUUCUUUCUAACUUUCUGUAAUGUCGUUUAGUGUUUUGUUCUUCUUUGACGAGGUGAGAGUUCAUGAUUGCCCGGAACCGGUGAUCUGUGAAUAUACCUUUUGGGUUGCUGCUGCUGCAUUGUAAAUUUUUGAAGCUUGUAAGCUAGACGGGGAAAAGAUAUGGAUUCGUACGCAAAGCAGAUUACCUUUAUUGUAAUAAAAGAGAGCGAAAAGGGAAACGGGAAGAGAGGAACCAAAGAAGGGGAAUGUUUGAGAGGGGGAUGUUUCUGAACAUUGUGAAGUUAACCGUUCUUUGUUUAUUGACUGCAUUUGAGAGGCCGAAAGGCUUCUAGUGUUUCGAAUGUUAUGUGCCAAGUUAGUCUUGUGACUCUGUUUCUCCUUCUGCUAAUAUUUUAGGAGAACGUGAUGAUCACAUACAUUUUUUAUGGG